UUAGUCGGGACAUCGAUGAAACGUUAUGUGGAAGGACGCGGUAAUGCUGGUUGUAUGCAUCACCACCGGAUUGACUUUGACAAAUACCAUCCUGGAUAUUUUGGAAAGCUUGGUAUGGUCAGAUAUCAUAAAAAAAACUCUAAAUGGCAGCCAGCCAUCAACAUUGAUAAAUUAUGGACACUUGUAAGUGAACUAACAAGACAGAAGUACAAAGAUGACCCUAAUGGAAAGGCCCCAGUUAUAAAACUUAUUAAUGCUGGAUACUACAAACUUUUAGGAAAAGGAAGGUUGCCCGCUCAACCAGUCAUAGUGAAGGCUAGAUUCUUCUCUAAAAGGGCAGAAGAUAAGAUCAACGCUGUAGGAGGAGCUUGUAUUCCCCAAGUAGGCAUGGUUUUCAACGAUGCCUUUGUUGUUCCUAGAAGCAAAUUCGUUACAUAUGCUACUUACCACUUCGGACAAUUCCGCUGGGCUUAG
Harmonia axyridis is the source of this 474-nucleotide messenger RNA. RefSeq names its product 60S ribosomal protein L27a-like. Lineage: Eukaryota; Metazoa; Arthropoda; Insecta; Coleoptera; Coccinellidae. The transcript has a single exon. The record is from RefSeq and is a predicted model, not a curated record. Gene Ontology annotation, molecular function: structural constituent of ribosome. Gene Ontology annotation, cellular component: ribosome; cytosolic large ribosomal subunit. Gene Ontology annotation, biological process: translation. Bases 16 to 474 code for a protein of 152 amino acids.